CUACAGGAAGUGACGAACCUUGUCAGAGGCUGGCAGGCACGUGCCAGGACGACCAUAUGUCAUGUGAGGGAACCUACAUAACUGGACAUUGUUCAGGGGGAACUCAUCGGAGAUGUUGUAUGUCUCCAAGAGCUACAGACAUAGGAGAUGGUGUGCAAAUUUAUUCACGUGAAAGCUGGGGAGCUAGAGAACCAAAACACUUCCAGGACUUUCCUAAACCAGCCAGCCUCUUUUUCAUCCACCAUACUGCUGGCCACUCCUGUCAUGACUUCGAUUCUUGUGUUACUGCCUUAAAAGGAAUACAGAAUUUUCACAUGGACACCAGAGGUUGGGAUGACAUUGGAUACAGUUUCUUAGUCGGGCAGGACGGCCAUAUUUACGAAGGGCGUGGUUGGGAUCACGUUGGUGCGCACACAUUGCAUUAUAAUACGCGUGGCUACGCAGCUUCCUUCAUGGGCAACUACAUGACACAUCCACCAAAUGACGCGUCUCUAAAUGCAGCAAAAAAGCUAAUUGAAUACGGAGUAAGCAAGGGAUACAUUUCGCCUACAUAUAAACUGUACGGACACCGUGAUGUUGGGAGCACAGCUUGUCCUGGCGAUGCUCUUUAUCCAAUCAUUCAAACUUGGCCACAUUAUAGUCACAUUAAGCCAUGAGAUAGGCUGACAGGCAUAAGUUAAAUUUCUGAAUUAAAAUUUUAUUCAUA
Molecule: messenger RNA, 706 nt
Organism: Saccostrea echinata
Lineage: Eukaryota; Metazoa; Mollusca; Bivalvia; Ostreida; Ostreidae
Product: peptidoglycan-recognition protein SC2-like
Exons: 3
Coding region: 57-656 (199 amino acids)
Biological process (GO): innate immune response; peptidoglycan catabolic process
Molecular function (GO): zinc ion binding; peptidoglycan binding; N-acetylmuramoyl-L-alanine amidase activity
Source: RefSeq, a predicted model, not a curated record